GGCUCCCCCGCCUGCCUGCCUCCACUCCACGGCGGCGCCAGGCCUCCACAAUCCACAUCUACUCAUCACACACACUCUCCCACCGCACCACCACCAAGCGCCUCCCCGUCCGCACGCACACCGGGGUUCUGUGCAGCUCGAUCGCAAGCGUCUCUCUGCAAGGCGUGGCGGCGGCGGCGGCGAACGCGCCGGCAAGAUGAUCACGGGCACGGACUUCUACCACGUCAUGACGGCCAUGGUGCCGCUCUACGUCGCCAUGAUCCUGGCGUACGGCUCCGUCCGGUGGUGGCGCAUCUUCACCCCGGACCAGUGCUCCGGGAUCAACCGCUUCGUGGCGCUCUUCGCCGUGCCGCUGCUCUCCUUCCACUUCAUCUCCACCAACAACCCCUACACCAUGAACCUCCGCUUCAUCGCCGCCGACACGCUCCAGAAGCUCAUCGUCCUCGCGCUGCUCACCGCCUGGAGCUACCUCUCCCGCCGGGGCUGCCUCGAGUGGACCAUCACGCUCUUCUCCCUCUCCACGCUGCCCAACACGCUCGUCAUGGGCAUCCCGCUGCUCAAGGGCAUGUACGGCGACUUCUCCGGCAGCCUCAUGGUGCAGAUCGUCGUGCUCCAGUGCAUCAUCUGGUACACGCUCAUGCUUUUCAUGUUCGAGUACCGCGGCGCCAGGAUCCUCAUCACCGAGCAGUUCCCCGACACCGCCGGCGCCAUCGCCUCCAUCGUCGUCGAUCCGGACGUCGUCUCGCUCGACGGCCGGAACGACGCCAUCGAGACGGAGGCCGAGGUCAAGGAGGACGGCAAGAUACACGUCACCGUGCGCCGCUCCAACGCCUCGCGCUCCGACAUCUACUCCCGCCGCUCCAUGGGCUUCUCCAGCACCACGCCGCGCCCCAGCAACCUCACCAACGCCGAGAUCUACUCGCUGCAGUCGUCGCGGAACCCCACGCCGCGGGGCUCCAGCUUCAACCACACCGACUUCUACUCCAUGGUCGGCCGCAGCUCCAACUUCGCCGCCGGGGACGCCUUCGGGGUGCGCACCGGCGCCACGCCCAGGCCGUCCAACUACGAGGAGGACGCGCAGGGCAAGGCCAACAAGUACGGCCAGUACCCGGCGCCCAACCCGGCCAUGGCGGCGCCGGCCAAGGGGCAGCCCAAGAAGGCGGCCAACGGGCAGGCCAAGGGCGAGGACGGCAAGGACCUCCACAUGUUUGUCUGGAGCUCCAGCGCGUCGCCCGUCUCCGACGUGUUCGGCAACGGCAACGCCGAGUACAACGACGCCGCCGCCGUCAAGGAGGUCCGCAUGGCCGUUGCCUCCCCGCGCAAAGGUAGCGUCGUUUAUUUUUCCUCUCCCAGGUUGCCCGUGUCCUACUUUCUUGGCGGCGCUGCAUGCUCAAAAUUCUGUUCUGUUCUUGGAUAUUCAGUUGCAGCGGACGGGAGGAAGGAGAGGGGCGAGGACUUCGCGGAGCGCGACGACUUCAGCUUCGGGAACAGGGGCGGCGCGGAGAGGGACGCGGAGGCCGGCGACGAGAAGGCGGCGGUGGCCGGGCAGGGGAAUGCCGGCGUAGGGGCGCCCGCGGCGAUGCCGCCGACGAGCGUCAUGACCCGGCUCAUCCUGAUCAUGGUGUGGCGCAAGCUCAUCCGCAACCCCAACACCUACUCCAGCCUCAUCGGCCUCAUCUGGUCGCUCGUGUGCUUCCGGUGGAACUUCGAGAUGCCGGCGAUCAUCCUCAAGUCCAUUUCGAUCCUCUCCGACGCCGGGCUCGGCAUGGCCAUGUUCAGCCUCGGGCUGUUCAUGGCGCUGCAGCCGCGGAUCAUCGCGUGCGGGAACAAGGUGGCAACGUUCGCCAUGGCCGUGCGGUUCCUGACCGGCCCGGCCGUCAUGGCCGCCGCCUCCUUCGCCGUCGGCCUCCGCGGCACGCUCCUCCACGUCGCCAUCGUCCAGGCCGCGCUGCCGCAGGGCAUUGUCCCCUUCGUCUUCGCCAAGGAGUACGGCGUGCACCCUGACAUCCUCAGCACGGCAGUCAUCUUCGGCAUGCUCAUCGCGCUGCCCAUCACGCUGGUGUACUACAUCCUGCUGGGGCUGUGAAAAAGCAAGACAAGGGUGGUGUCGUUGCAGGAAGUCACAGCUCAGCGAUGCCGGGUGGAUGGAGUAGGAGACAGAGGAGGGGACAAGGGAUGCUGCAGCGACUGCGCGUGCGUGCAGGGGACAUGCUUAAUUUGUAGGAGUAUUCUUAGCUGUAGAGAUUAGAGGCCACAAAAAAAAAUGUUUAGGACAAGGGUUGGGUUGAAGGAGGGCGCCAAGAACAACACGUGCAAGGCUUUAGGGUGACAAUUUGGAAAGCAUCCGGUUGAUCAGGUUACGGGGUUGAUCUGGGUUGAAGGGGGGCUUGUGAUGGGAAGGGUUUUCCAUGGAUGGUUGGGCUGAUCUUGCAUUGUAAAAUGGAUGCAUAUGUCACUUUGAUGGAAUGCUAGAGCUCUUGUUCAUCUUAGGGCAUACUACUUCGAGUGGCAGCUUGUUUCUGUUUCA
Messenger RNA from Setaria italica (foxtail millet), 2527 nucleotides. Its product is annotated as probable auxin efflux carrier component 1c. Bases 197 to 2086 code for a protein of 629 amino acids. Lineage: Eukaryota; Viridiplantae; Streptophyta; Magnoliopsida; Poales; Poaceae. Gene Ontology annotation, molecular function: auxin efflux transmembrane transporter activity. Gene Ontology annotation, cellular component: plasma membrane; endoplasmic reticulum. The record is from RefSeq and is a predicted model, not a curated record. Gene Ontology annotation, biological process: auxin polar transport; auxin export across the plasma membrane. The transcript is spliced from 5 exons.